Molecule: messenger RNA, 579 nt
Organism: Enterobius vermicularis (human pinworm)
Lineage: Eukaryota; Metazoa; Nematoda; Chromadorea; Rhabditida; Oxyuridae
Source: the annotation of a GenBank genome assembly
AUGUAUACACUCUGCCAAGGAAUAUGGAAGCAUCUCACGGAAAAAAAGAACUAUUUUAUCGUCAUAGUUGGUCUCGAUAAUGCUGGUAAAACGACUUUCCUUGAGCAAACAAAAAUGAAGUUCACGCGAGGAUAUAAGAUGUUAAAUCCGUUAAACAUUACUAGUACAGUUGGUUUGAACGUUGGCGAAAUUGAAGUUGGUUCAAUGAGGUUGAAUUUUUGGGAUUUAGGAGGGCAAGAAGAUCUUCGUUCUCUCUGGCAUCAGUACUUUGAGGACUGUCACGCUUUAAUUUUUGUAGUUGACUCUUGCGAUGUUGGAAGGUUUAAAAAUGUUGCUAAAACAUUUGAGAAAAUCAUGGACAGUGAAACAGUUCAGCAAAUGCCAGUUCUUGUUGUGUGUAACAAAAGUGACUUAGAGGAUUGCGCCAGUGUUGAAGAAAUAAGUCGCUUAACUACUGACGAUCGUCAUAUUGGAGACUUCGCAUUGGUGCCCGUAUCAGCGCUGCAGGGCUUAAAUGUAAAUAGAUGUAUACGGUGGUUGUGCGCAGCACUGAAAAAAUCAAACUUACCGACUUUGUAG